AUAUCGAACAAUUGACCGUGACGAGCAACUGUUGAACCAGCAACACUUCAGGCCUGCCAGACAAGCGAGCCAACACUCAACUGGACAGAAGAGACAUAUUCACCAUGUCUUCUCCCGUAGCAAAGGCUGCGCGCCGUGUGACACACGAGCUUCAUGGUGUUGUUGUCUCUGCUGGCCUAAUGGACAAGACUGUCAAGGUCCGAGUUGGCGGUCAAAAAUGGAACAAGAUCGUCAACAAGUGGUUUGCCGACCCUAAGCACUAUCUCGUCCACGAUCCCAACUCAUCCCUCCGAACCGGCGAUGUCGUUUCCAUUGUUCCUGGAUGGCCAACCUCCCAGCACAAGCGUCACGUUAUCAAGCACAUUAUUGCGCCUUAUGGAACGCCCAUCACAGAGCGCCCUCCCGUGCCCACGUUAGAGGAAAGGAUAGCGGAUUACGAGGCUAAGAAGGCCAAGAAGGAUGAACGAAGGGCGGCGAGAAGACAAGAAGAGGAGAACCAGAGGCUGGAAGAGAAGCGUUUGGAAAACGAAAAGAAGGAGGCCAAACGUAAAGCAUGGGAGGAAGCUCAGCAGAAGCGCAAACCUCAGACAUCGGCAAGCGACGUCGAUUAAACUUAUUCAACCUUGAUAUUACGACACAUGACUGCAACAUCUCCAGGUGAUGAGAUAGGAAUGGACAAUGCGGGAUACCUGCUUUUUGGGACAAGGCGAUAGGAACAGAGGGCUGGAACAGCUAAGUUCUGUACGAUAUCAUGCGGGAGGAUCAUGGCAACAGAGAAGGAGCUGUUAA
Molecule: messenger RNA, 789 nt
Organism: Fusarium oxysporum Fo47
Lineage: Eukaryota; Fungi; Ascomycota; Sordariomycetes; Hypocreales; Nectriaceae
Product: mitochondrial 37S ribosomal protein uS17m
Exons: 2
Coding region: 105-611 (168 amino acids)
Biological process (GO): translation
Cellular component (GO): ribosome; mitochondrion
Molecular function (GO): structural constituent of ribosome
Source: RefSeq, a predicted model, not a curated record